CUCUGUCAUCCAUAUUUACUUGAACAAAUCACAACAACAGAAAUCUGAUUCUUGAUUACUCCAAAAAUUUAACAAUAAAAAACAAAAGUUGAUUUUUAUCUGAUAUCUUUUUCGAAUCUGUGGACAUUAGAAAUCUGAAACGAGGAAAGAGAAAGAAAGAGAGAUAGAGAGGGAGAAAAGAUGGGUUCUGAGGAUGAUGAAAGAGCACUUUUGGAAGCUAAUAUUUUGCAGAAUGAAGGCAGUGGCCUCUACGCCGGAGAUGGUUCAGUUGACUCAAAGGGGAAGCCUGCUCUCAAAAAUGAUACUGGACAGUGGAAAGCAUGCUCCUUCAUUCUUGGUACCUUUUUCUGUGAACGCUUGGCCUUCUAUGGGAUUUCUACCAAUCUUGUCAACUAUUUCAUCGAGAAACUACACGAAAGAACUGUUGUUGCUUCAACAAAUAUUACUAAUUGGAAAGGAACUUGCUAUAUUACACCCCUCAUUGGGGCCAUCUUAGCUGACACUUAUUGGGGAAGAUAUUGGACAAUUGCUGGUUUCACCACAGUCUACUUAAUUGGAAUGUGUACACUGACUCUCUCAGCAUCCGUCUCAGCACUGAAGCCUGCUGAAUGUGUUGUUUCUUUAUGCCCUUCAGCUACUACCGCACAGUAUGCAGUGUUCCUCACUGGACUAUAUCUGAUUGCAUUAGGGACCGGCGGGAUCAAACCUUGUAUAUGGCCUUUUGGGGCGGACCAGUUUGAUGAUACCGAUCCCAAGGAAAGGGUGAAGAAGGGAUCCUAUUUCAACUGGUUUUACUUUUCUCAAAACAUUGGUGCUAUUAUAGCAAGCAGUUUACUGGUGUGGGUUCAGGACAAUGUUGGUUGGGGAAUUGGAUUUGGAAUUCCUACAGCGCUUAUGGGUGUUUGUAUUGCAAGUUUAUUGAUAGGCACACCUCUAUAUCGAUUUCAGAAACCAGGCGGAAGCCCUCUAACAAGAAUAUGCCAGGUUUUGGUUGCAUCAUUCCGCAAAAGGAAUCUGAAGGUGCUUGUGGACAACAGUCCCCUUCAUGAAACACAAGACAGAAGCUCUGCCAUUGAAGGGAGUCGUAAACUUGAGCACAGCAAUGAACUAAGGUGCCUUGAUAAAGCUGCCGUGAUAUCAGAUGCUGACAUUGAACAUGGGGACUUGUGUAAUCCAUGGAGGCUUUGUACCAUUACACAGGUGGAGGAACUGAAGAUUUUGAUCCGCAUGUUUCCAAUAUGGGCAACAGGAAUUGUGUUUUCUGCUGUGUUUGCCCAAAUGUCCACACUAUUUGUGGUACAAGGGAAGCUGAUGAAAAGAACUCUGGGUUCUGUCACCAUUCCUGCAGCGUCUCUCUCAUUUUUUGAUUUCGUAAGUGUUAUUAUCUGGGUCCCCAUCUACGAUAGCAUAAUCAUCCCAAUCGUUAAAAAGUUUACAAGCAAGGAGAGGGGCUUCUCGCAGUUGCAACGGAUGGGAAUCGGGUUGUUUGUAUCGAUUCUAUGUAUGGCAGCUGCUGCAUUGGUAGAGAUUAAGCGAUUGCAGCUUGUUGCGGAGCUUGGAUUGGAAGACGAAAAGGUUGCUGUACCACUUAGUAUACUUUGGCAAAUUCCCCAGUACUUCUUGUUGGGCGCUGCAGAAGUUUUUACGUUCAUUGGACAGCAUGAGUUCUACUAUGAGCAAGCUCCAGAUGCCAUGAGGAGUUUGUGCAGUGCAUUGUCUCUUCUCACAAAUUCAUUGGGGAAUUACCUCAGCUCUCUGAUUCUGACAAUUGUAACUUACAUCACAACAAAGGGUGGGAAGGCUGGAUGGAUUCCAGAUAACUUGAAUGAGGGCCAUCUUGAUUAUUUCUACUGGCUUUUAGCUGGACUCAGCUUCUUAAAUUUGGUGGUGUACAUGGUCUUUUCCAGAAACUACGAAGAGAAGAAGGCUGCUGCUGCUGCUUAAGAUCUCAACAAGGCAUUCUUUCAACUUAAGAUCUCUUCUCACCAAGGGAUUGUUUCCUAUAUCAUUCUAAAUAGAAGUUUGAUAUGUAACAAGUUUCCAAUGUAGCAUUAUUUCUGGAAAAAAUGCUUACAAUUACAACUAUUGUUGUAAAAGAAUUCUGUAUCUACAUAUACAUUGUGUAUAUGAGCAUUACAUGCUCUGCAAUUGUAAGUUUCCGGUAGUCAAAAGGAGUAUGUAAUUGGAUUGACGAUGGUUAAGUAAUUUCUCAACCAUCAUUCUUUCAGCAAUAAAGUCGCCCUUUGUUUU
This is a messenger RNA of Prunus dulcis (almond), 2250 nucleotides long. RefSeq names its product protein NRT1/ PTR FAMILY 8.3-like. Lineage: Eukaryota; Viridiplantae; Streptophyta; Magnoliopsida; Rosales; Rosaceae. Gene Ontology annotation, biological process: oligopeptide transport; transmembrane transport. The transcript has 5 exons. Gene Ontology annotation, molecular function: transmembrane transporter activity. Gene Ontology annotation, cellular component: plant-type vacuole membrane. The coding region runs from base 181 to 1944 and encodes 587 amino acids. The record is from RefSeq and is a predicted model, not a curated record.